AUGGCUCUCAUCCAGACCUCACUCAUCUGGGUCGCAUACGCGGUCGCGCUUGCCAUCCUGCUGGUCGUCGCUUCCAUCUUCGUCUACCUCUACCAGGCUCCUCGCGAUCGUUCUGCCGUUGUCUCAAUCGUCUGCAUCAUCACCGUGCUCUCGCUCCUGGCUACCGUCCUGCUGCUGCCUGUUGAUGUAGCCCUGGUCUCGUCGACUACAUCGUCCAAGCUCGGCAGAAAGAAAGACUGGGCUACUCCAGAUGCCGUCGAUAACAUCCUGUUCCAGCUCAAGAUCGUCUACUACGCUCUGUACAGUCUGGACGCCAUCUUGUGCUUGAUCGUUGUUCCCUUCACCUACUUCUGGUACGAGGAGCGCGAUGAAGUCGCCGCUGAAGAGGGUUCCCAGACUGCUGCUAGCCGUCUCUGGGGUGCCUUCAAGUACACCAUUGCCUUCAUUCUGUUCGUCGUCAUCAUCUUCCUGGUAGGCUUCUUUGUACCCGUCGCCAAGAACAGACCCCAGAAGCAUCUUGACCUCGACUUCUUCAAGGACCUCUUGGCCGAGAAUCACGGCGAGCGUGCCUUGACCUUCUGCGUCGGCCUGCUCUUGACUCUCGGAACGCUUCUGUACUGCUUGUACACGGCCCCCGGCCUGGCCCUUCUGCCUCUCACUUUGAUCAAGACAGCUCCUCGCAUCUCUGCACCAAAUCUGGCUGCCAAUACAUCUUCUCAACUGACCCAGAACCGCGAACGCCAGAGACAGCUCGAGAACCGCGAUGAAGGCCGUGACAACGGACUCGACACGCGUGACCGUCGUGAGCUUGAAGCUCUCAUCCGCGAAGAACGUACCCUCGUUCGUCGCGAGCGUCUCGCCGCCGAAGACAUGGGCGAGGGCCAAAACUGGUUCAUCCGCGUCUGGCUCAAGACAGAAGCCGUCUUCAGACCCUUGAAGCUUCUCGGUGGUCUUUUGCUUAUUCUCAUCGUUCUCUUCGUAUGGGGAAGCAUGCUAGUCACUGGUGUCGACAAGAUCAAAAACUCAGUGUGCAAGACUGGUUGCGGUUAUUUGCUUGGUCACAACAAGAUCUUCCAGCCCAUCAACUGGCUGUUUGUUGUCACCUCAAAGGUCUUCCCUAUCGAUUACGUCAUCUUCCUCCUUUUGACCCUGCUCUUCUUCGCUGGCUCUGUCGUCGGUGUCGCUACUAUCGGCAUUCGCUUCCUCUGGGUUACCUUGUUCCGCAUCCGCAAGGGCCACACUGCACCCCAGGCCCUUCUCAUGGGAACAGUCCUGCUUACUUUGAUCGUGUUCGCCAUCAACUACGCCAUGGCCAUGAUGGUCGCCCCUCAGUACGCCACUUUUGGCCCCCAGACCUACUGCGACAGACCUACUCAUCAUCCUGACCAACAGCCCGACUGCAGCAACCACCACAAUGCCAUUCGUUCUUGCCGCGAGGCUGCUGAUAACCCCGUCGCUCGCUUGGUCUGCACGCCUACUGUUGUCAGCUCCUUCCUUAACCGCAUCACUAUCAACUUCCCCUUCUUCGGCAUCAUCGCCUUUUGGGCUCAAUUCGCUUUCCUCGGCGUCUUCUUCAUUGUGUUCGUUGUCAUGCUGUUCCGCACUCCUCGGCUCGAUGAGGAGCAGCUCGACGAUGACCUUGCUGAAGAAGAAGAGGAAGGCCUCUUGGCCAGUACAGGUCGACGCUUCGGUGCUACAUGGUCCGACAUCACUGGCCGUGCUGCAGGUGUGAAGCGCGCUGGUGCUGACUACGGCACUCGAGGAGGGUCUUCUGACGAGUGA
Molecule: messenger RNA, 1782 nt
Organism: Aureobasidium subglaciale EXF-2481
Lineage: Eukaryota; Fungi; Ascomycota; Dothideomycetes; Dothideales; Saccotheciaceae
Exons: 2
Coding region: 1-1782 (593 amino acids)
Biological process (GO): protein localization to vacuole
Cellular component (GO): vacuolar membrane
Source: RefSeq, a predicted model, not a curated record